GAUGGCUGACUAAUGACAAAAACAAUUUGGUUUGCGACGUUUUUUCUUCGCUUGAACAAAAGCUAGAAGCAUAACACAAAGUGAUACGAAAAAUAAAGGACAUUUUUAUAUUCUGUAGAAUCUAGUGCUAUCGGGUAGUAAAAGCCGUUAUUAUAUAUCAAAAAUGUCCUUUAGUGUGUACGGUUUCAUUUAGUGAUGUAGUCAUACUCCGGAAACGCAAAAGUAUUCGAGUUUUUCAGUUUUUAUUCUCCCUACAAAGGGGCGAAGAAGAUUGUCAGUUCUUUUUUCUUCGUUUGUAUGGGAAACGCUAGCAGCAGUACCAACAUUCAACCAAAGGAGGAAUCUGCUGCUGUUAAACCGUCAUUAUCAUCAUCAUUUUCAUCUAUUUCACUUCCAUCAUCGCUGUUGAUUGCCAAGGAAUCAAAACAUCCGAGACAGAUAAGACAUUCUAGCAGUGUGGACGGAGUGUUCGACCGUUUGAACGAAAGUUCCCGUAAGUUUUCCAGCUCUUUAUCCUGUUCGGCUCUGCCCGGUAUUGAAUCUAGACGCAAGCAGCACCCGCCCCGUAAUAGUCGCCCCUGGUGUCGCGUAUCGCGAAGAAGGUGGCAUGAAUCAACAUUAGCUAACGAGCAUCUGCUGUCAAAAACCUGCUGGCCGGUAACGAAUGCUGAAGCGCUUUUUCUACCGCAUUUUCCAAUUGACUGUAACGCUGAGCGGCGCUAUCGAUUCCUGGAUCAUAUAGCGAACGGUGCGUUCGGCAGAGUUUACAAGGUGCAGGCAGUUGUCGAAGGCAAACAAACGAUUUAUGCACUGAAGGUGCUCAGUAAAGCAGAGAUCAUCAAUAGCAGUGCUAUAAAGCAGCUGAGAGACGAAGUUGAUAUACAGACCGUUUGCGGUCAUCAUCCGUUCUUGACUAAAUGUGUGCAUUACUGGCAAAAUAAGAAAAAGGUUUUCCUGUUGUCCCACUUUUAUCCCAACGGCGAACUUUUCCAGCAGUUGAAGAACUUUCCUCGAGCGUUGAUUCGCUUGUAUGUUGCUGAAAUCGCCCUGGCACUUGAUUUUCUCCACCAGGCUGGUAUAAUUUAUCGUGAUCUGAAGCCGGAAAAUGUACUUCUCGAUCAGGACUAUCACAUUAGUUUGAUUGACUUCGGUCUGAGCAAGUGGCUGAGCAUCGGUUCCCGGACGAAGACGCUUUGUGGCACGUUGCAGUACAUGGCUCCGGAAAUUCUUUCUGGUGAACCGUACGGUCACGCGAUCGAUUGGUGGGCUAUGGGAGUUCUGGCCUGUCGGAUGUACACCGGCGAGUAUCCGGAGCUCGACCUGGCAUCGUAUUUGAACAAAUCCGAUGACAUCGACAGACUCAUCAAGAACGGUAAGGUCCGCAAACCAAUCGGAGCGGAACCGAAGCUACUGCCAGAAUCUGCUUCGGACUUAUCGCCAGCUGAACAAGAUUUGUUGAAGCGCUUGCUGGAGACGAAACCUCAGUAUCGGCUCCGAUCCGUUCUGCAGUUACAGCGCAUUGCACUGUACAAAAAUUACAACUGGGAUGCGGUUCGCACAAAACAGAUUUCACCGCGGCAAUUGUUCGAGACGGGUACUUCUAUCAGCAGCAGCAGCAGCAGCAGAUUAGAGGCACAAGGUAGAGAAACUGUUACACAGGUAUCUGGUCGGUCAUUCGAGUUCGAUUGGUAGUUAUUAGCACCGCAUUAAAAUAAAUAUGACGCUGGAGCGGUCACGGCGUAAAACCGUCUGAUGUACCACGACGAAUCAAACGGAUUCACAGAUAAUAAUUGGUGCCGCAAUUGAAGCCUCAUCGCUGUUUGUAGAUUUUCUAGCCAGCAGCAGCGGUCAGCGAGCAUGUGGAUAAACAAAUUAAAAUAACAGAUUGGUCUAAAAUAACAAGCUUGCUUAUCGCCAGUGGAGAGGAGGUUUCGCUUCGCGCAAGAAUUCUUUGGUAAAAAUUAAGUGCCAUUAUUGGGUAAUGAUUGUUCAACCUUCAAUCUCUAUGUUGUUCACAGAGUACAGCUGACAAAGUGUAGCAAUUUUAUACUGAAUCUAUUUUUUUUGUAACUUGUAAUCUAACAUAUAAACUUCAGGUCUGAUCUUUGGUCUGUUUAAAUAGAGAAUCUCGAUCGCUAGAAAGAUGAUGAUGAUGUUUUUCGCAUAUUCAGAAUAUCAGAUAAAACCGUCCAUGUAGUAAAGUAAGAAUAAAAAAAAAAUCGAGGAAAUAAUAUUCAUUUUG
Molecule: messenger RNA, 2242 nt
Organism: Wyeomyia smithii (pitcher-plant mosquito)
Lineage: Eukaryota; Metazoa; Arthropoda; Insecta; Diptera; Culicidae
Gene: S6KL
Product: serine/threonine-protein kinase S6KL
Exons: 9
Coding region: 298-1692 (464 amino acids)
Biological process (GO): protein phosphorylation
Molecular function (GO): ATP binding; protein serine/threonine kinase activity
Source: RefSeq, a predicted model, not a curated record